AUGGCAAACUUUGUCCCUCAGGAUCAACCUGAAAUCACUAUGGACUAUGUAAAUAUACCUAAUUCUUCAGCCAGGAGCUCUAGUGAUGACGGUAGAGGGACUGCUGCAGUGCCCGGUAGAAGACUGUACAGAGUGGUUGGUGUGAGCUUUGGACUCCUGUUCAUCCUACAAGCUGCUCUCAACAUUUCCCUGCGCCUCUGUGAUGUUUCUGCUCUUUCAGACAGCUCUGACAGUAAGACACCAGAUACAGAAGCCGGCUGCACAAACCUUAUUCAGGAGACUGCCAAGCUGAAGAGAGAACUGACUGACUUUGAUUACUAUUUGCAACAAGGAUGGGUGUAUUUCCGCCACAGUUUUUAUUUUGUUUCUACUACCACGAAAUCCUGGCAGGACAGCAGAGAUGACUGUCUGCAGAGAGGUGCAGACCUGGUGAUUAUCAACAGCAAAGAGGAACAGAAUUUCAUAGGAAAAUUCGGCAGGGUCUUGUGGAUUGGACUGACUGAGAGAGAAGCCAUGGGGAUGUGGAAAUGGGUUGAUGGGACGCCGCUGACCGAAAGCUACUGGAAGCCUGGGGAGCCAAAUGAUUUUUUGGGCAACACUGAAGACUGUGUAGAAAUGGAGGACAGCUGGAAUGAUAUACCGUGUAAAAAUCAAAACUUCUGGAUCUGUGAAAAGAUGAUGUCUUUAUAACUCAGCAUACGAAACCAUGGAGAGCUGAAAUUCAAUUCAUGUUUGAUCUGGCAUAGGUGUUUCUAGCCCAUUUUUGGGGGUGCUGAAACCUGCCUAAAUUGAAUCCCAGCACCCCUAAAAUUUAAGAGAUUUUUUUUUUUUUUUUUUUUACUGUAUGUCCUUUUUUUAACAAGCUAGAAAAGUGUCAAAAACAUAUAGUACUUGGUUGAAACAUAAUAUAUCCCCCCCCUGCCUCAAAAAUGGUUUGAGCCACCCCAUCCCUCUCACCUUUCCCCGACUCGGGCUCUGAGAGCUCUAUCUGCACAGAGCAAUGUGCUGCCUUCCAGUGUGCGUAAUAUGCAGUAGUGGUGUAAGUACCUGGCUUAAACCAGGGUAUGUGGCACAUUUCUUAACUUCUACCACUCAAUACCAACACAUUAUUAUCAUUACCAGUCCUCAUUUUUGCUGCAUUUAAUCGUAGGUCACUGUUUAUGUUGUUAGGUAGGAGUUAGCUGA
This is a messenger RNA of Epinephelus lanceolatus (giant grouper), 1185 nucleotides long. The record is from RefSeq and is a predicted model, not a curated record. Lineage: Eukaryota; Metazoa; Chordata; Actinopteri; Perciformes; Serranidae.